This is a messenger RNA of Brachypodium distachyon (stiff brome), 742 nucleotides long. Its product is annotated as glutamyl-tRNA(Gln) amidotransferase subunit C, chloroplastic/mitochondrial. Gene Ontology annotation, biological process: regulation of translational fidelity; glutaminyl-tRNAGln biosynthesis via transamidation. NCBI's taxonomy places the organism in Eukaryota, Viridiplantae, Streptophyta, Magnoliopsida, Poales, Poaceae. Gene Ontology annotation, cellular component: chloroplast. Gene Ontology annotation, molecular function: glutaminyl-tRNA synthase (glutamine-hydrolyzing) activity. The transcript has 5 exons. The coding region runs from base 104 to 535 and encodes 143 amino acids. The record is from RefSeq and is a predicted model, not a curated record.
GGAGCACAGUAGCUGUGGAUAAUCAGAUCAGAUCGCCUCUGGUCCAAAGUCCAAACCCAACUCCCCCCGAUAAGCCCCUCUCUUAAAAGCAACGACGGCGGCCAUGCUCUCCGCCGCCGCCUCGGGCAUCCCCAGGCUCCGCUGGGCUGCGCCGCCGCGGCACACUUUGGCGAGGACCCAAUGGUUGCUCCUCUCCUCCUCCCCAACUAGAACGCCCGCCCCGGCGGCGGCGGGGCCGGGGGGACUGGAGCCGCCGGACCUUCCCCGCCUCGCCAAGUCUGCCCGUAUAUCUCUCUCACCGGAAGAGGCCGAGGAGUUCUCCCCCAAGAUUCAGCAGGUGGUUGAUUGGUUUGGGCAACUUCAAGCGGUUGAUCUUGAAUGCAUUGAACCUUCACUUAGAGCUGGUACUGCAGCGGGUAGUUCUUUGAGAGAAGAUAGGCCAGAACCAUUUGCUAACAGAGAUGCCAUAAUUGAGGCUCUUCCGAGUUAUGAUGAUCCAUACAUCAAAGUACCGCGAGUGCUCAACAAAGAAUGACCUGUAAUCUGUAGAUCAAAAUUCUGAUAAGUUAAAAUUCCUCUGUACAAGAAGGCAUGUUGAAACAACGGAACCUGCGAAACAUUGAGUGAGCAAUCAGCAAGCUGAGUUAAGUUCGGCAUUCUUUCGACUUAAUGGUAUGAUUCAAGGAUUCAAAUAACAUAUUUGGAAUAGUUGCAGCAGAAAAUCCAUGUUUUAAUGCGCUAA